AUGGAGGCAUUUAUGGCACGGAUGCAAAAGCAGCUGGAAGUGGAGAGAGCAAACCCUCCACCUUCGACAGAGUCCUUUUGCUAUAUUUGCGGUGGUGCUUCGAAUCGGACUCAGCUUCUGAAAAGGUCUACAUUUGUCGCAGAUGAAAAUGAUGACCGGGAGGAUGAUUUUGAUACGCUUUAUGAAGACUAUUGCACCUGCAGCGAGGAGAAUUCGGUCUCGGACGACCAACUCCACGAAGACUCGUGUAGACGACGCGUGGGAUAUGAUCAAAGCGUCAUCCGCCUCAAGGACGUCAAGCACUGGAACCCCCUGGAGAAUACAGAGUGGACCGUAACAAAUCCCCAAAAGACUGUCAAUUUGGGGCCUUUAGUUUCCGAGGCAUCAGAAACUUCGAAACCCGGCUACUCGUUCAAGAUCCAGACGAAAGCUGGGAACCAAACAGAUUUAUUUUCGUCAAUCCCAACCGAAUUGCGCUUGCGAGUGUUAGAAAUGCUGCCGACAAACUCUGUGCUCAAUCUGUUUCUGGCAAGUCCUGCUUUCAGAGAAGUUUCGCUUGGUCUGCCGCAACGUUUCUGGAGAUCUCGUCUCUCAUUCGACGUUCCUUGGUGUGCAGAAGCCGCUAUACGACUUGUGGCGCAAGACGAAAAGCACCCGUUUCUCUUUGACAAACUUCUACGUCUUAUCCGGGAAGCCUCUGAGCCUGAUGAAUUGAACAUUUUUGAGAAUGGUAUCCCUGACGCUUUUGUUGAAGACUGGAGGGUACUGAAAAACCUACGGCGUAUAUGGAUUAACUGUGAACAAAUUAUAAAUGAUGUCGAGGCCCGGCACACAACGGUCCGACGACAAACGGGUAGUGCUUCGAGUCAAAUCGGCAACCUGACUUCCCACAAAACGAUAUUCGUUUCACGAGACUUCAAAGGGAUGCCUGGAGCAGCUUCGGUAGCUUCCUUCGUUACAAGCGCGGUUAAAAGGCACCAAUUGACAGCAAUAAUUGCCCACUUGGGAACUGGUGACCAAAUCAUCGGUAUCGAGUUCCAACUGCUCGAUGAGCUUUCGGGACGCCUUUUCGGCAAUUCGAGUAAUUCGACCAUCAAAGUCACACUGAAAUCGCAGACGGUGAUCACUGGUGUGUGUAUAUCCUUUGGUAGCCCGGAGCUCAACCAAAAUGAGCGCAGGAUUCGUGGGCUUGGGUUUGUCACCCGAGAAAGCCCUGAAAAGCCAACCCACAUCCUCGGUAGAUGGGAUGAACAUGACGUACUGCAGAUUUUGCGUGUACAGCCCGGAAUGGAGGUAGGAGGAGUUACGGGCGAGUUCAACGCCCAAACAAUCACAGCUUUCGGCAUUAUCACAGCCAACCAGCUUUUCACUCCUAUCAAUCCCUCACAGCCUUUGGGGAUCGAUCUUGAUAUUCAUACCCAAUGGGUCGGUCGCUAUCCACCACUUGAGUGGCCUCUGGGGCAAUACUUUCUGGAAAGUCGCCGGGAUGGCACUGGCACAAAUUAUCCUAUUCUCACGAACCCCUUUCCGCGCGUGCUAGAGCCCCCGGUUCAUUUUGUCGAUCUGUCCAAAAGAAAACUCUGUCAGGUGCAGGCCUAUGGCAAUUUUGACGCUGCUGAGCCUCAUGAGCGGUUCCUAAAGGGACUCGUUUUUCAUUUUACAGACGGUUCGAUGGAGCGAGUCGGAAUAGUGACUAGUCACCAGGAUAUUUUGAUGUCUCCAGUCCACGGUAUUGAAUUUGAAGUUGAAAAAAAUGAGACAAUUGUGGACAUGGUCCUAUACUGUGCCCAUGGUGCGGUCAUUGACAAGAGCAAGGCCAAACUCUGUGGAUUACAAUUUAUUACAAGCCUAGGCAAAAAGCUAGCACUGGGUUGCACAGAGACCGGUGCUCGUGUUCGUAAGGAGGCAUGGCCCCCAGUUUACAGUGAUCUAACGGAAUACGGGUCAGUAUGUGGGAUACAGGUCGCAUUGAAGCCCGAUAGAGUGGAGCGUGUCGGGUUGGCUCUUUGGACGACUUAA
Penicillium concentricum is the source of this 2019-nucleotide messenger RNA. RefSeq lists its product as uncharacterized. NCBI's taxonomy places the organism in Eukaryota, Fungi, Ascomycota, Eurotiomycetes, Eurotiales, Aspergillaceae. The coding region runs from base 1 to 2019 and encodes 672 amino acids. The transcript has 6 exons. Gene Ontology annotation, molecular function: protein binding. The record is from RefSeq and is a predicted model, not a curated record.